AUGGUGGCAAAAAAGCGCUUUUUUGUGCCUUCUGACUCCCUGAGAGACCUGGAAAGCACACAUAUCAAGUCUGAACUGUCCAAAGAGCUGGCCUUGUUUGUACCAGAUGACGAAGAUGACGAAGACAAACCAAACUUAUCAUCAAGCAACAUCGAACCGCGCCAACCUGAAACUAUAAAUUUGGAUUCCGAUGACGAAACCAAGCCAAAAACAAGCCAAAGAGAUAAUAAUAACUUGCAUCCAUCCAUACUAUAUCCAGCAUUCGAAAGAAGCAUAAUUUCCAUCCUUGGAAAUAUCCCAUCAAAGAAGAUACGACAGCUAUAUUCAGCAUUUUCAUUUCAAAAAGAUCCUGUAAGUUUGGCAAUUGACCGAUACUUCUCCGAUGCAGAAGGUGCUAGAACUCCAUCCCAAGAGCAUGAAUCAACGGUAGAAAAGAAGAGGCAACUGCCGUUACCAUUAACUCCAGUGGCCGCAAAUCGGUCGAAUGUACAAACAGAAAUUACGUCUGAAACCAAAGAUCCUCUUAAACGACAUAUAGGUAGUCUCACUGUUUAUGCGUGGGCUACUCGUCCAACUAUGAGGCCGCUUUCCCGUUUUCAAAAGUUGCAACUUAAGAGGUUGAUUCCACGAAAACUUACUGGUGUGAAAAAGUCACCUUCAAAGUUCGGAGAUACUGCGGUUAUUCGAUUGCUUACGGUACCGGAACUGGCUAACGUAGAUGGCCGUGAGAUAGGUCGUUUACCGGAAGAUUUGACGAGAAUCUUUGCUCCUUUACUUGACCUCGAAGUUGCCUGCUUUGAGGCAACUGUUGUCCUAGAUACAACACGCCGCCUAUCUGUUGGUGACUCUUUCUGUGUUCAAGUAGACUGUUUUCUAACGGAAAAUGCUUUCGAAUCAUCGAUCGCUGCCUCUCUUAAUAGUGGUCUCACCAAGAAAAGAAAGAUAGACCAAAGCACAAGGUUCAAUUUCGCUACUGAAACAGAAUCGGAAUCUGUUCUCAGACUCCGUCAGACUUCACUUUCACGGCUAUUUGAUAAGUUGGGUAUAGUGCCCUUUGUUUUGGAUGACGAAGAACGAGAAGGUGAGGAGCCUAACAGUUCUCAAUCGCUCUCGACCAUUCCUGACCAAUUAAGCUUGGACCAGUUGAAGCAAUUCUACAAGUCCAAUCAGCACUCUAAGCUAUUGGAUAGUCUUCCAAGUACAACACGGCCCUCGUCCUCCAAUUUUCAAGUUGAGCUACGUAAGUAUCAAAGACAUGGUCUUUCAUGGAUGCUAGCUCGUGAAAAAGAGCUUGGGUUGCUCGAACAGCUCUCCCUGUUAGACAUGGGUGAUGCUCUCUCUACCCAGUCCAGAGAAACCAUUCAACAGAGUAACGACGGAAUAAUGAAUCCUUUAUGGAAAAGCUUCAAAUGGCCGCCGGACAGGUCCAUCAACAAAUCUUCCUCGGUACCGCAAGUUCUUUCCGGUGAGUAUUUCUACGCCAAUUUGUAUAGCGGGGAGCUUUCGAUGGCCAAACCAAUGAUAAAGAAUGCAGUUCGUGGAGGCAUACUCGCUGAUGAAAUGGGUUUGGGAAAGACCAUAUCUGCCCUUGCACUAGUUUCUGCCUGCCCGUAUGACACAGAAAUAGACCAAUCAAGAGGGAGCCCUGAUUCUCGAAACUAUGCUUCACAGACCACGCUUGUGGUUGUUCCUAUGUCGUUGUUGACUCAAUGGCAUAAAGAAUUUUUGAAGGUGAACGCCAAUAAAAACCACAAAUGUCUCAUUUAUUAUGGAGACCAGACGAGUGUUAAUCUUUCAACCAAGCUUUGCAAUAUAAGGAAAGAAAUUCCAGUGGUUAUUUUGACCACUUACGGCACCCUCUUGAACGAAUACCAAAGCAUUGUUUCUCGAUCUAUCGAAGUGGAAGGCAAGCAGCAAUUGCCAAGGGAAGGUUUAUUUUCAGUGAAAUUCUUUCGAGUUAUUCUUGAUGAAGGUCACAACAUCCGUAAUAGAACCGCCAAAACAUCUAAAGCAGUGUAUGCCUUACGCCUGUCAAGACGCUGGGUGUUAACUGGAACUCCAGUGAUCAAUAGAUUGGACGACAUGUACUCGUUGGUCAAGUUUUUGGAACUCGAACCAUGGUCAAAUUUUUCGUAUUGGAAAACUUUUGUUACUGAGCCAUUCGAGCAAAGGAAAAUAAAGCAAACAAUAGAUGUGGUGAAAUCCAUCUUGGAUCCAAUUCUACUUCGAAGGACCAAGAAUAUGAGAGUGGACGGAGAACUUCUUGUAGAACUUCCAGAAAAGGAGGUGUCAAUCCAAGAAGUUACCUUUAACGAAAGGGAAAGGCAGUUGUAUGAUUGGUUCCGAGUUCGUGCCUCAAGAGUUUUCAAAGAAGGACUAAAAUCUGGAGACCUUCUUCGUCGAUAUACCCAAAUACUUACCCAGAUUUUAAGACUUCGUCAAAUAUGUUGUCACAUGGACUUGGUGGGCUCGCUUCAGCAAGACUUUGACGAGGAGGUCGCUAAUGGAGAAGAGGAUUUGAAAAGCGAGUUAGAUCAAUUUAACCAGACUGCGAAACCUGAGCAACAAGACCUGUUCAAAACGGAGACAGAGGUAAAGGAUGUUCUUUAUCCGCUUUACCAGAGUUUCACCUUGGAAACUUCGGAGUGCUCCAUCUGUACUCAGUCUCCUAUUUCAAUUGGCGAGUUGACAUUGACUACCUGCGGCCACACAUUUUGCCUCAAAUGUAUAUUGGAGCAUAUUGCAUUUCAACAAAGACUAUCCCAGCCUAUCAAAUGCCCUAAUUGUCGAGCUUCCAUUUCAAAGCAUAAGCUCUUCAAAUUGAGGAAUAAAAUCACAACUAAAAAAGAUAUUCUUUUCCAUAAUCCAACGCUUACGAUAACAAAAGAUCAAUUUGAGUAUGAAAUCUUCCACUAUGAUCCUGACAAUGGUUCCUCAAAGAUACAAGCUCUUAUAUUACACUUGCAGCAAAUUCAAGAACAAAGUCCUGGAGAAAGGGUUGUUGUUUUCUCUCAAUUCUCUUCAUAUUUGGAUCUCAUUGAAAAUGAACUUAAAGUUCAGGGAAGUGAUAUAUUUCACGUUGUCAAGUUUGAUGGAAGGUUGAAAAUGCACGAGAGAAACCAGUUGAUCGAAUCGUUCAACAAUGAUGAUACUAGUCCACGAGUCUCAAUUUUACUAUUGUCUUUGAAAGCAGGUGGUGUUGGACUUAAUUUAACAUCUGCUUCACGAGCAUUCAUGAUGGAUCCUUGGUGGUCGCCCAGUGUGGAGGACCAAGCUAUUGACCGGAUUCAUAGAAUUGGCCAAGUGAGAAACGUCAAGGUGACCCGGUUCAUCAUCCAGGAGAGUAUUGAAGAGAAGAUGCUUAAAAUUCAAGAGAGAAAAAAGCAGAUAGGAGAAGCUGUGGGCGCCGAUGAACAAGAAAGACAGAAACGGAGAAUUGAGGAAAUACAAAUUUUAUUCGAGGAUUAG
Meyerozyma guilliermondii ATCC 6260 is the source of this 3468-nucleotide messenger RNA. Its product is annotated as DNA helicase. Lineage: Eukaryota; Fungi; Ascomycota; Pichiomycetes; Serinales; Debaryomycetaceae. Gene Ontology annotation, molecular function: ATP-dependent chromatin remodeler activity; hydrolase activity, acting on acid anhydrides, in phosphorus-containing anhydrides; zinc ion binding. The record is from RefSeq and is a predicted model, not a curated record. The coding region runs from base 1 to 3468 and encodes 1155 amino acids. The transcript has a single exon.